Molecule: messenger RNA, 1198 nt
Organism: Suncus etruscus (white-toothed pygmy shrew)
Lineage: Eukaryota; Metazoa; Chordata; Mammalia; Eulipotyphla; Soricidae
Gene: MNAT1
Product: MNAT1 component of CDK activating kinase
Exons: 8
Coding region: 5-934 (309 amino acids)
Biological process (GO): regulation of transcription by RNA polymerase II; nucleotide-excision repair; positive regulation of cyclin-dependent protein serine/threonine kinase activity
Cellular component (GO): transcription factor TFIIH holo complex
Molecular function (GO): cyclin-dependent protein serine/threonine kinase activator activity
Source: RefSeq, a predicted model, not a curated record
CGCCAUGGAGGACCAGGGCUGCCCGCGCUGCAAGACCACCAAGUACCGCAACCCGGCGCUCAAGCUCAUGGUCAACGUGUGCGGACACACGCUGUGUGAAAGUUGUGUGGAUUUGCUGUUUGUGAGAGGAGCUGGGAACUGUCCAGAGUGUAACAUUCCACUUAGAAAAAACAACUUCAGGAUACAACUCUUUGAAGAUCCUAUAGUUGAUAAAGAGGUUGAUAUCCGGAAGAAAGUGCUAAAGAUAUACAAUAAAAGAGAAGAAGACUUUCCUACUCUGAGAGAAUAUAAUGAUUUCCUGGAAGAAGUGGAAGAAAUCGUUUUCAACUUGACCAACAACGUGGAUUUGGAAAACACCAGAAAGAAAAUGGACAUAUACCAAAAGGAAAACAAAGAUGUCAUUCAGAAAAAUAAGUUAAAGCUGACUGUAGAACAGGAAGAACUGAAUGAAGCUUUGGAGGCAGAACGACAGGAAUAUGAGCAAAGAAGAAUUAAUAUACGGAAAGAAGAACAACUCCAACAGAUUCUAAAAAGGAAGAAUAAACAGGCGUUUUUAGAUGAAUUGGAGAGUUCUGAUCUCCCUGUUGCUUUACUUUUGGCUCAGCACAAAGAUAGAUCUACCCAGGUGGAAACGGAAGUUGAGAAGCCGAAACCUUCAAAACCAGUGACAUUUUCCACAGGCAUCAAAAUGGGACAGCAAAUUCCAUUAACACCUGUACAAAUGCUUGAAGAAGCUCUAUAUGAAUACCAGCCAUUGAAAAUAGAGACCUGUGGGCCACAAGUUCCUGAGCUGGAGGUGCUAGGAAGACUUGGGUAUUUAAACCACGUGAGAGCCGCUUCACCCCAGGACCUUGCAGGAGGCUAUACUUCUUCUCUUGCCUGUCGCAGAGCACUGCAGGAUGCAUUCAGUGGGCUUUUUUGGCAGGCCAGUUAACUUUCUUUUUUACGUCUCCUUAAUGUGUUUUGGACCUCGAAGCCCAACAAGGAAUCAUACCUGUAAGACGAUAGCCAUGUGCAGCUGGACUACAGUGCUACUAGAAAUGGCUCUUAAGAUAUUUAUAAAGAAAAAAUUCAGUAGUAAGCUGAGGAUUAGAGUGGAUAACUAUUUGUGAAAAAGAUUUAUUUUUUACUGAGAACUGAAGCUAAAGCUUCGUGAUAGAAGACAUGAACAAAUCACUUAGUAUUUUGAGGUUGACAA